Messenger RNA from Hippocampus zosterae (dwarf seahorse), 2590 nucleotides. RefSeq names its product pleckstrin homology domain-containing family A member 3-like. The record is from RefSeq and is a predicted model, not a curated record. Lineage: Eukaryota; Metazoa; Chordata; Actinopteri; Syngnathiformes; Syngnathidae. Gene Ontology annotation, cellular component: trans-Golgi network; early endosome; recycling endosome. Gene Ontology annotation, biological process: retrograde transport, endosome to Golgi; endosome organization; receptor recycling.
UGACUCAGAUGUGAUAUCGUAACGUUCGUAUUUCUUUCCUGAAGAAGCACAAAUGAUUUCUGAAGCGGAGGUUUCUAUCAAUACUUGUUCAAACGGAUCAACAUAUCGCCUCAUCCAUAAAUUGCGUGGGAAAACAAAAAUAGUGCCCCAAUGAAGCACUUGUGGUAGAUGUAAAUUCAUUAGCGGUUGUGUGUGUGGGGGGGGGGGGGGCGGGGGGGGGGCUCUAAAUGUGACUCCCAAGUACAGUACAGUGUAUGUUAUUUGCCGAGCGAAGUCAACAACCGGUCAAUGCUUUUAUUUUGUCUUCAAUUAUGUGUGCCAACGUCAAGCGUGCCCCGUUUCCGGUUCUGACGUGGCCAGCGUCCUCUCUGCCAACCCGGCGAAAAACAAGACAAAUGAAUUUAUUUAUCGUUUGGUAAUUGUUUUUAGUGCUAUGUUUUUGCAGUCUUUUCUAAUGUGUCACAAUAUAAGAUUGUAGUGUAAAAAAAUCACAUUUAUAAAGUAUAAAUAUAUACACAUAGAUAUAUAUGUUCCAAUGCAAUAAAGACAAAACGACGAGUUCUAAAAAAACGCAACUGUGUAUUAUUUCCUCUGCUGAACAGUAAUCGAUACGUAGGUGACAUCACCUUGUGAGAGAGAAAAAAUUAUGAUCAAAUAUUUACGCUUCUGUAGUUCCUCUGGAGUUGAACUUGUUGGUCAGUUGUUUUUUUUACUGCCAGCUUGAGUACUUAUUUCGGAACGUUGUCCAUAGCACAGACAUUUCGUUAAUUUUAUUACAUUUUGAUAUAUUUUUUACGUUUCGUUCAAAGUCUGGCAUAUUAUAAACUUUUUCCUUACAUGUGAAGACAGUACCCGGCUUCUGGGCCGCCUUCUGUUCGUGGCGCGUUUACUCUGAGUGCGCAUGCGCUGUGACUUGUCUCCCGAACGUCAUUGACAUGGCAGAAGUACAGUCCGUGGUAACGACACACACAGGUUUGUCACAUGAAAUAAGCUAUGUUGAGAAUACGACGAUGUUAUGUAACAAAUAAUCAACUACAACAGCCCUCUUGUAAUGCAAUACGGCAAAAAUAAAUUUGGCGGUGAUAUUCUUUGGUGCGAUAUGACCUUCGCCGGCCUCUGUCGUCAGCGUUUGUUUUGUUGACAUUUUUUUUUCUCUCUUCCGUCAGCUGAUUUGUCCUCUAGUUAGCAACAAAACUAAGACGUAACGCGGCGAUGUUGCCAACAGCUCGACAAUUGUUGUCGUAUUUGAGAGGGAAAGUGGCGGAACAUGGCAGUUACGUUCUUUUCCGACUUGACUCGUCUCGUUUCGUCGCUGAACUGCUGCGAGUAACCUCGCCAGUUAGGCUUUUAGCCCGUUAGCAUUAGCAUCUGUCCCGAAUUCAACUGGAGAAGGAGACACACAUGGAGGGCGUUUUGUACAAAUGGACCAACUACAUGACGGGCUGGCAGCCGCGCUGGUUCGUGCUGGACGACGGCGUCAUCUCCUACUACGACAGUGAGGACGACGUGGGCAAAGGAAGCAAAGGCUCCAUCAAGAUGUCCGUGUGUGAAAUUAAAGUUCACCCGACGGACACCACGCGUUUGGAGCUGAUCAUUCCCGGCGAGCAGCAUUUUUACGUGAGGGCGGUGAACGCGGCGGAGAGACAACGCUGGCUGGUGGCGCUCGGCUCAUCCAAAGCCGGAAGCUUGGAUGUGCACAAACACAAAGGUCCAGACUGUCUGAGGACCAAAAUGUCGGAGCUUCGUCUCUACUGCGACCUGCUGGUCCAGCAGGUCCAAAGCAUCCAAUCACAGAGCGGCGCGGAGCGCCAGGACAUGCCCCCGUCCGAGGCCUCCCUCCUUAGCGCCACCUGCGCCACCUUCAUCCGCACGCUGGAGGAGUGCAUGAGCUUGGCGCAGCAGAGCCUGGCGCCGCACCUGCAGCCUCCUGAAAGGGUCAGCCGCUCUCCUCGUGUGCGUGUGCGCAUAUCUGUGUGUUUGUGUGUGUGUGGCGCUUUGCUGACACAGUCCAAUCACACCAAGAGAACGGACAUCAUUGAACGUGUGCUGCUUGGUGUCCAGAUGAGAAGAUCGGUCAGUCACCCCGGCACGUCCACUUUGGACAGGUGCGGCGUGCUGAAGGAGAGCGCCGGCGCAGGUUCCAGAUCCAAGCCGCAGCGGGACCAAGCCGGCUACGACAGUUCCGUUUACGACUCGGAGCCAACGAUUAAAGGUCUACUGGCCGACCUCGGCGGCGACGCGCCGUGCGUCCCAGAGGACCGGGGGGGCGCGGCCGGUCCGAAGAUCGCUCCCGCGGAAGCCGACCUGUCCGUCUGAAGGUCACGUCAAGGUCGCAAGGCGCAGCUUUGACGCGGACGUCGCCAACGUCGGAACUCUCUCUUUGGCGGCGGGACCGGGCCGAUGGCGAAUGAGCACUCGGGACUCUCUUGGAGUCUUUCCUCUUCAGAUUUGCCCCCGUGGUACUCGGAACUUGAAUUCCCGACUGCGGCAAGCGGGACCCAAAUGGCCGCCGACCCCACCCGCACCGCGAUGUGACCCCGUGCCGCCAAAAUGGCGACCAUGCGUGGCGGCGAUGAUUUUUUUUUUCUGC